GAAGAACCAGGAACAAUCUCCGACGACGACGACGACGACGAUUGGGACGAAGAAAAAACAUUGGUCGCAUUUUUACACGAUAGGGGUAUCGAGGAUAGUGAGUCCCCAGCACCUUCCGCGCUUGUCGACAAGCUUGGACCCGCCUUUGCGAGGUCCUCGAAGAGAGCCAAGCAAGACGUUGUGGACAGCCUCCUUCCUGCGAUGCGCCGCAUACGCACAGUACACGAAAAAUUGAGUGAGGAUACGGACCGCGGCAUCGCGGCUGGUGUGCUUGAGAUCGACAACGCGUGUAAACACUUUGAAGAAGUGCAACUGCAGAGGGAAGAGGAGCUGUCGCGCGCGCUCUCCGAGACUCAGGUAAGGCUCAAGAAGCUCUUCAGUGACCUUCAGAAAAGGUACAAGCUCCGCGAGCAGCUACGGAUCGAUUUUGAU
Molecule: messenger RNA, 432 nt
Organism: Heterobasidion irregulare TC 32-1
Lineage: Eukaryota; Fungi; Basidiomycota; Agaricomycetes; Russulales; Bondarzewiaceae
Exons: 3
Source: RefSeq, a predicted model, not a curated record